Molecule: messenger RNA, 940 nt
Organism: Penaeus chinensis
Lineage: Eukaryota; Metazoa; Arthropoda; Malacostraca; Decapoda; Penaeidae
Gene: Orai
Product: protein orai-3-like
Biological process (GO): store-operated calcium entry
Cellular component (GO): membrane
Molecular function (GO): store-operated calcium channel activity
Source: RefSeq, a predicted model, not a curated record
GACGUCCUGUGUGGGCUGAGGUGCAGCUUCCGGUCGGACCGCAGUCCGCUGAUCUCAGUUCCAUCGAUUCUGAUUAACCUUACAAGCCUUCCGGCCUUCAAGGUCUAUAUCUCCAUGCGCCUGGUGCCAUCAACAACAAAUGCAAUGGGGCUACACAUGCUGCGACAGUUACACCUAAGUCGGGCGAAGCUCAAGGCUUCUAGUAAGACGUCUGCACUUCUCUCUGGCUUUGCUAUGGUGGCUAUGGUAGAGGUGCAGCUCCUGAAGAAAUGUGAGGACAACUGUGCCCCUGAUUGCCCUGACAACUGCAGCAAUAUCCCUGAGGGGCUCCUCAUUGCAUUCUCAGUGUGCACGACACUCCUGGUGGCUGUGCACCUCCUGGCCCUCAUGAUCUCCACCUGCAUCUUGCCCCAUGUUGAGGCCGUUGCCAGCCUAGCCCAUGUUGACUCCAUGACCAACCUUCACUCAGGCAACCCAGGUGUCUAUGAGUCACCCCACGUGACUAUGCGAUGGUAUAUUGAGGCUGCCUGGACAUUUUCCACAGUGUUUGGCAUCUUGUUGUUUUUAAAUUUAUUUUGGUUCCUAUGGGUUAAGUUUCAGGAUUACUCAUUCAAGGCUUCAAUUGUCUCAACGAUCUUGCUUGUGCCAAUUGUUUUGGUAUUUACUGGAUUUGCGUUUCACUUUUAUUACAAAUUAGUUGCCCACAAAGUUGAGAGUGCUGGGAAGAACCUUCAAGAGAUAGAAGAACAGCUGAGACAGCUUCAGGAAAGGACAAAUGAAAACCAGGCAAAUGGAGCCAAUUCUUCCAUUCAAGUGGUGUGAUUUUCUUGGUCAAGCCAGUAGCUUGGGAAUCAUUUCAGGAAAAAAAUUUCGCAUUUAGAUCUUGUUCUGUAUAAAUAAUGUAUAUGUGAGGUUUAGGAAUUAUAUUUUCUGCUUUGCG